Molecule: messenger RNA, 696 nt
Organism: Agelaius phoeniceus (red-winged blackbird)
Lineage: Eukaryota; Metazoa; Chordata; Aves; Passeriformes; Icteridae
Product: corticoliberin-like
Biological process (GO): negative regulation of epinephrine secretion; negative regulation of glucagon secretion; positive regulation of cortisol secretion
Cellular component (GO): extracellular region
Molecular function (GO): corticotropin-releasing hormone activity
Source: RefSeq, a predicted model, not a curated record
AUGCCCAUGAACCCCCCCUGCCAGGCUCUCCCCCUCCCAUGUCCCCCCCGCCUGUCCCCUCCCGGCCGUGUCCCCCCGCUCUCCCCCCGUUCAGCACCGCGGACAGAUCUCGGCCCCGCUCCCAUCACGUGGCUCCCCCGCCCGUAUAAAGCGCGGGGCCGGAGCGCGCGUCCUGCGGGAGGCGCGGAGCCGGCGGAGCGCCCGAGAGCGGCUUCUGGCCCCGGAGUGGCUGCGAUGCGGGUCAGGAUGAUUUCAGCUGCCUCCGUCCUCGUCCUGCUCUUCCUGCCCUCGGAGACCUGCUCCCCGCUGCAGUGGCCCCGGGGUCCGUCCCGCAGGCUGACCCUGGCCCCCCAGCUCACCUGGGAGCCCUGGAUGGGAGCCCCGAGAGCUCCGGUCCCCGCCACCGAUGCCCUGCCCCAAAGACUGUGCCUGUUCCACGGGGCAGAGCUCGCCCCGGCCCCCCGAGCCCGGCGGGCGCUGCAAACCGGCAAGAGGCGAGACGGAAAACCCAACUCGCUGGAUCUCACCUUCCACCUCCUGCGCGAGUUCCUGGAAAUGUCCCGGGAGGAGAGACUGGCCCAGAAGGCGCUCAGCAAUAAGCUCUUGCUGCAGAGUAUAGGGAAAUGAGGGAGGGUCGCUGGAGGUGGGGGAAUGAAGGAGACCGACCCCGUAACAAGACACCACAGCGGAGCAGAG